UUGUUGUCAAUGUCACCUUUCUGGAUGCCGAUACGUCUUUAAUAACAUCCACUCUUGUCCAAAUGCAAACUGAGAUGAUUCAGCAAGCGCAAGCCUACUUUAUUGCUGCGAACAUCCUUCGAGAUGACUUUGACACCGCAUUUGAUGACGAUCUCAGCACAGAAUGAGGCUCAGGAAGAAGAUUUUGGUGGGCUGGGAGAUCUUGACUUGUGAAUCCAGAUGCUGCAGACAUGCUUGGGUCUUUGGGAAUAGCACAGAAUAUGGCUGAGAGUAUGAGUAGAGUUCCCAAGGUUGCAAGACUUCUUUUCGUGCUGUCCACAGGCCCCAGAUAAGGGGAUCCAGUUUUAUUUCAGAAUGGAUCGAGAAAUGUUCAACCGUUUUGUCUAUAUCCUCGUGCCUAACCUGCUCUUUCAAUCCACCGGACGGAAACCCCAGCAAGAUGUUAAAUAUCAACUAGCAGUCUUCUUGUUUCGCUACGGGACUCUUGGAUCUGACGCAAUCGGAACAGCAAUACACUUAUUACUUGGAGUUAGGACUGUCUUCUUAUAUUGUCGCCGGGUGACUCGUGCACCGAGGGAGUUGCGUGCGUCGCAGCUUCCACAAAGACAGAUCAAAAGAAAUGGACAGUCACUGGACUGGGUCCAUGUCAGCCGAACUCUUCACGAUCUUCUGAGCACCACUAGAGGUCCAUUCACGCUCCUCUCUCCCAGCCAUCUUCACGACAUCUUUCAGUCGAUUCAACCACCUGCGGAAUACGCCGAUGAACUUUAUAGGCGAGGGCCGUUCAAAUCGUUGCGUCAGAGCUCAUUCCCAAAUCGAAACUAGUUCUAGAAAACGAUUUCAAACUCUAAGGACGCCAAAGCAGCCACCACUACUCAUCGACGCAUUCGUGUACGCACCGUAACCGUAUUGCAUGGCUAUAUAGCUUCCGAGUACAGUAUAUGUCCCGAAGCCAUGAGCCCUUCAGAACAUACCGUACAGUACAGCUGUUGACGGCCACACUUUGUGUAGCCGUACUUCCAGAGUUCGAAAUUCUCUUGUGAGCUCCAUCUCUUUAAUUGUAACUAAGGGUUACGGACCUUCGUAUCAUUCAAUGUCUAAGACUUUG
Messenger RNA from Desarmillaria tabescens, 1108 nucleotides. RefSeq lists its product as uncharacterized. Bases 355 to 825 code for a protein of 156 amino acids. The transcript is spliced from 4 exons. The record is from RefSeq and is a predicted model, not a curated record. NCBI's taxonomy places the organism in Eukaryota, Fungi, Basidiomycota, Agaricomycetes, Agaricales, Physalacriaceae.